GUACUUGAGCUGGGGAAGCGAAGUGACAAAGACCUCGAGGAACUGGUGGAGGGGCAAAACGCCGCCGUCGUCGUGACCUCCGAGGGCAGCGUACGGGUGCCCCGGCCAAGCCAGCCCGUCGCAGUCGCAGGCCCUGUGCUGGGGCCGGGUAACCUCCCACGCACGGAGGAGGACGUAGCCAAGUUGAUACUGGAGCACGACAACACUCCGGUAGAAGAGCUCCGGAGGUUUGUCCUCCUUGGGGCCGUGUCAGGCGCGUUGCUUGGCUUCUUCGGUGUUGGUCCGGCGUGGAUAUUGGCACCGAUCCUGACGCGCACGUCUCCAGAAUGGGCGCAGAUAGCGGCCACGGCUACAGGCCGGGAGGACCAAACCAAGUACGCAGACACGCAGUUCAUGCCGCCCGUACAGAGAGACGAG
Symbiodinium sp. CCMP2456 is the source of this 417-nucleotide messenger RNA. NCBI's taxonomy places the organism in Eukaryota, Dinophyceae, Suessiales, Symbiodiniaceae. The record is from the annotation of a GenBank genome assembly.